Lotus japonicus is the source of this 1202-nucleotide messenger RNA. RefSeq lists its product as uncharacterized. Gene Ontology annotation, molecular function: zinc ion binding; nucleic acid binding. Bases 1 to 1182 code for a protein of 393 amino acids. The transcript has 2 exons. Lineage: Eukaryota; Viridiplantae; Streptophyta; Magnoliopsida; Fabales; Fabaceae. The record is from RefSeq and is a predicted model, not a curated record.
AUGUCAUGUUUGGAAGGAUAUGAGCACAGAUUCUGCUUGAGGCACCUUUAUGCCAACUUCAAGAAGAAGUUUGGAGGUGGGGUUGUGAUUAGAGAUCUCAUGAUGGGAGCAGCCAAGGCAACAUAUAGACAAUUAUGGGAAAAGAAGAUGAAUGAGCUGAGGGCACAAAAUCAAGCAGCAUGGGAGUACCUUAUUGCCAUACCUACAAGGUCCUGGUGUAAGCAUGACUUCACCUUCUACCCUAAGUGUGAUGUGCUCCUAAACAAUCUGAGUGAGUCCUUCAAUGCAACCAUCCUUCUGGCAAGGGACAAGCCAAUCUUGACUAUGAUGGAUUGUAUUCGAACUUACCUAAUGGGUAGAUUUGCAACUCCGAGGGAAAAGUUUCAGAAAUAUAGAGGAGAGGUGAUGCCCAAACCCAUGAAGAGGUUAUCAGUGGAGAUAAAGAAAAGUUCAUACUGGUUUCCUACAUGCAGUUCAGAGGAUAAGUUUGAGGUUAAGUUCAUGGGUACUAAUGGUGAUAGCUUCAUUGUAGACUUGAGGGCACAGUCUUGCACUUGUAAUCUGUGGGAGUUGGUAGGAAUUCCAUGCAGGCAUGUUGUUGCAUGCAUAUCAUACAAUGGUCUAAACCCACAGUCCUUUGUGCAUGAUUACUACAAAAGAGCAGCUUAUGAAGCAACCUAUGGUCAUGAGAUCAGUCCUAUUAAUGGCCAGACAAUGUGGGAACCUACCAAUGACCCUGACAUACUACCACCACUGUUUAAAAGGAGGCCUGGAAGACCUAAGAAACUGAGAAGAAGGGACCCUUAUGAAGAUACAGAGCAGACACAUCUAAACAGAGGAGUUGCAAGGCACAGGUGCAGUAGAUGUGGGCAGCAUGGACAUAAUACAAGGAGAUGCACACUUCCCCCACCUGUAAAUGAAGAAGGAGAAAAUUCUCAAGCACAAAAUGAAAGUCAGGUCAUUAAUGAAACUCAAACACAAACUGAAACCCAAGCACAAAAUCAAGUUCCCACAGAUGGAGGAACCUCUCAAGCUGGGCCAUCUCAGGUUGCUAGACCACCUCAAGUUCGUAGGUGCAGCAGAUGUAAGCAAGUUGGACACAAUUCAAGGAGAUGCAGUCUUCCUGUCAUAACUCAAACUGCUACUUCUCAAGCUGUUCAUGUAAGUUUAUUGUAUACUUGACAGAUCUAAGGUCAUAUACA